This is a messenger RNA of Portunus trituberculatus (swimming crab), 1065 nucleotides long. Its product is annotated as carcinine transporter-like. Gene Ontology annotation, molecular function: transmembrane transporter activity. The coding region runs from base 68 to 691 and encodes 207 amino acids. NCBI's taxonomy places the organism in Eukaryota, Metazoa, Arthropoda, Malacostraca, Decapoda, Portunidae. Gene Ontology annotation, biological process: transmembrane transport. The record is from RefSeq and is a predicted model, not a curated record. Gene Ontology annotation, cellular component: membrane. The transcript has 3 exons.
AACUGUAUUUACCUGGUUGAUCCACAGCACAUGCUACAACCUCUUCUACUACGGCCUCAUCUACAACAUGGCCAAUGUGAGCGGAAACGAGUUUUUGAAUUUCUUUCUGCUUAGCAUCGUUGAGCUGCCUUCCAACUUGCUAGGUUGGUUCAGCGCCCAAAACCUAGGUCGUCGAUGGACUGCUGCUGGGGCCGCAAUGUUGGCUGCCGUGUGUGCCUUCAUCACCGCUUUCCUGCAGAACGAGAGCCCAUGGAUCCCGCUGAUUGUGCUGAUGGUGAGUAAGGUGUUUAUCACCAUCAGCUUUUUGGUGGUGUACGUGCAGUGUGCCGAGUUGUACCCUACAACUCACCGUGCGGCGGGUACCGGCCUCACCUCCAUCAUCUCGUCCUGUUUCGGUAUCACAGCACCCUACAUCGCCUACCUGGCAGUGUUUGGAGCGUGGUUGCCUUACAUCAUCCUGUUCGUGAUCGGCCUAGUGGGCUUCCUGGCUGCCUCGCUGCUGCCGGAGACACUUAAUACAGACCUGCCACAAUCACUGUUCGAUGCUAAAACCUUCCUUACCUCAGAGAAGUACUGGUCAUACAAGGGCCGCCGAUUCUGCGCUUCCACGUCACACAACCGGAGCAAAAACAAGAUGGAAGGUCACAAUAAUAUGGGAUGCGAUUCGAUGGCCUCUUGUGACAGAUACUGAGGCUGUGGUGCAGCGCCGCUCUGCCGUCGUCUACAUGGUCCCGUGGCACUAUGGUAAAACUAAAUUGUACUGACCCACAGGGUGAGGCCGAUAAUCCAUGCGACGCUGCCAUUUCUCUCAUUACAUCCAGGAAAACGGAAUAGCAGUUCUUUAUUCAGUUUAAUGCAUCACUUUGCUGAAACAAGGUGGGGUAAGGGACAAGAGACAUGAAAAUCUCUGCAGAUGAUUAUACCAUAAAUAAACUAAAUGCAGUAAAGGUGCUGGUCAUAGAAAUAAAAUGAGACUGAUGAUUUACAGAAUACUUACUGUUAUGUCUUCUCGAGAUAUCCAGUCUGAUGUAAUGAGUGGUGAAAAGAAAUAUAGAUGAGACAGUA